CUAAAUCAGUCUGGCCUACACUUUUGGAAUCAUCUUUGCUUAUCCUAAAGAUGCUCCCAAAAUGGACGGAAAAUUUACGAUUUCUUGUCCUUGAAUCCUUACUGGCACUUUUCGUGUGCCAAUUGUGCUGUUCAGGACCGCCAACUCUCGAAGAUGUCACCAGCAAGUUAUGUCCUCCUGAAAAGCCUUAUAAAUGUUUACCGUAUGGCCAAUGCUAUGGGGUAGAGUCCUAUUGCUACUCGAGUUCUUUAGAAUCCUGUUUCCCGCAACACGUAACGGAUAAGAAGUCAUGGUGUCGAGAGCAUGGUUACAAUGCAACAUUUAUGAAUGACAAAACAUGUGCAAUGGCCUGUUCCUCAACGUUAUUGGAAGAUUCGUUCAAUCUACUACACAACGCGUGCCCUGACAAUAGCCCACACAAAUGCCCACCUACAGGAGAAUGCUACAACAGCUCACAAUACUGCCAAUCUGGCAAAGUCCAGUCCUGUUUUCCAGAAGACGCCAGGACAGAUUUGCUAAGCUGGUGCAAAACUAAAGGUCUACAAAGUGAAGCUUUCAUGAACCACAACUCUUGUCGACUUGCAUGUCAGACACUGUUCAGCAUUGCAGAUCUGGCACCAGAUCAAAGGCAUGACAAGAACACUGUUUUACUGGUACUGUUGAUUGUUGCACUUGUUGUGAUAUUCACCGGUGCAGUGUUUCUAGGAAAGUCAAAAAUACAACUAUUUUUCCCCAAAAAGAAACACUCCGUUACAUUUAAUCAGCCCAGAGCAGAGCCAGAGGAAAAGAAAUGCAUAAAACCAUCCAGAUCAGGUGAAUUGAUUCAAAGACAAAACAGUAGGUCAAGCGACUCGUCAUCAUUAAAAUAAGUCCUUCCUCUAAGCUUGAAGGAACUAUCUAUGGCUGUAAUACACCUUUUUUAGGAUUUACUAUGAAAAAAAUUGUUAUGAUAAGAUAUAGGUUAGUGAAACUGUGUUUGUAUUAUUACAAACAUUAGUAAUGCUUCUAAUUAUUUAACUCUUUCUCUCCUAACUGACGAUACCAAAGUUGAUUCCACCAGAAUGAGGUAAAUAAUUAUGGAGAGAAAGAGUUAAAGACAGUUUUAAUUGUUCUGUCUAUUGUACCUUUGUGGGUUUUUUUUUUUAAUUCAAUGACAGUUUAUUUUUUUAAAUAAGAAACAACCAUAAGAAGAAAAAAAAAAUUGUAUGAGAAAGUUCUGCUAAAUAAGAUUGUACAAUGUUCUGCUAAAUAAGAUUGUACAAUGUUCUGCUAAAUAAGAUUGUACAAUGUUCUGCUAAAUAAGAUUGUAGAAUGUUGAAAAUCCUGCUGGUGAAAAAUAUUUAAAAUUUAAUUUUAUACUUGUAAACAGGGCCGGCCUUAAACCACUGCUACCUAUGCGGCCGCAGUGGGCCCCGCACUUUCAUAGGUCCCGCCUCCUGAUUUUCUAGGAGAUCUUGGAAAUCUCAUGAAAUUUCUAAAUAUACGAAAUGUCCUGGAGAUCUGCCGAAAUUAUUAAAAUCUCCUGAAAGCUCAUAAAAAUAAAAAAAAAAUAGUCAAAAUUGUCGUUUUGGGGUGUCGUUCAAUAUAGAGAACUGCAAUACUACCCGCGAUUUAAAAAAAAAACGACAUUGUCAGCUUUCAUUUAAUAAAAUUUAAUGCAAAGACUAAAUUUAUUUUCGAAUACAAAAUCUUGAUUUUCACUUAUUAUCCUUUUCCCUAACCAGACUGGGCACCGCGCAAUCCAUUUGGCAUAGGGCUCAACAAAUGGUAGGGCCGGUCCUGCUUGUAUACUUUAUAUUUUGAAACUCAACUUUAAUUGUAGUUUUAAUACAUUUUCCAAACUAAUACUAAAACAGUAAAAGAGAUUUAUAAGUCUAGAUUUACUAGACGUGUGGUGAAAGGAGGACAUUCAUUUUGGGGGUUGUGUCCUCUGUCCGGUAGGCAUUGAAAGUGUGAAAAUGUCCGGCUUUUUCUCUGCUGUUUACUACAACUGCAGAGUAUCCAUUGAUCGUAUUCCUUGUUUCAAAUACCGUAUGCUAGGAAUUCAAACUAGUCUCCAUUUUAAAAUGCCUAAGAUUGUUGAAUUAAUGUAGAUCAGAAUUUACAUUAUAAUUAAUGUAAGCCUAAUAUAUGCCAUUUCGUUAGUUGAAUGUUAUAAAAAUAGUAGCCUAAUGUAAAAUAAAAUGCACAAUUGUAAAUAAAAAACAUCCUUUCAGGCAUUAAAAAUUAACAUUAUCAUU
Messenger RNA from Biomphalaria glabrata, 2240 nucleotides. RefSeq lists its product as uncharacterized. NCBI's taxonomy places the organism in Eukaryota, Metazoa, Mollusca, Gastropoda, Planorbidae. The coding region runs from base 51 to 869 and encodes 272 amino acids. The record is from RefSeq and is a predicted model, not a curated record. The transcript has 5 exons.